Messenger RNA from Sphenostylis stenocarpa, 219 nucleotides. The record is from the annotation of a GenBank genome assembly. Lineage: Eukaryota; Viridiplantae; Streptophyta; Magnoliopsida; Fabales; Fabaceae.
AUGAAAUCUGACUGCAUUCCUGCUGCUAUCACAAGCUUUCCAAUGUCCGAUUUUCCUAUUUUGAGGGUGGUUAUUACACGCGUUAUUACUGGAGAUGCUGAACUCGAUAUAAGAGCUGAGAGGGAGACGAUGAAUGCUAUUCCAUGUUGUUGUGUGAAGAAAUGGAUAAAUGAGGUCAUUAGAAGGGAUAUCACAAAGGUGCUGAAUAUUGCUGCGUAA